CCACUGCCAAGGCGCAACAGCAGGGAAAAGGGCUGAUUGUAAUCUCGAAUGUCGCAAUGACAGAAUCCUGCAGCCAAUCCGCAAAAUUGCCGCACCUCACAGAGUCGUGCUCCAUUGGAUUCUCUUUGUUGGUUGUCUGGGUGGUUGGGUCUCCCCUGGUGCGCGGAGCCUAGUUAUUUCGCCGCCAUCUCGGAGUGACCGCAAGCCAAUUUCCGCUUAUGGUAGACUUCGGCUUGUCUGACAGAAGGAUGGAGGGUGUUGCGCCGUAUGAUUGCGCAAAUUUACAACUCUAAUGUUUUCCUUAGAGAACAUAACAAAAGGAUGGAUUGGAGACAGUCCGCAGACUGCUCCCGCGCUGGCCCAUCUUACUUAUAAAGAGGAGGCAACAUCUCCACCGGAGCCGGUCAAUUCUGAGGUCUCACCAACACAUACAGCAUUGGUGGAUGCCCAGUCCAGAAAUGGUGUACUUGACGGUGCGUCCUUCCUUCGAGCAUUGCUUGCUUGCGCUCCAGUCU
Aspergillus novofumigatus IBT 16806 is the source of this 515-nucleotide messenger RNA. RefSeq lists its product as uncharacterized. The transcript has 2 exons. The annotation marks the transcript as partial. The record is from RefSeq and is a predicted model, not a curated record. NCBI's taxonomy places the organism in Eukaryota, Fungi, Ascomycota, Eurotiomycetes, Eurotiales, Aspergillaceae.